Messenger RNA from Alexandromys fortis (reed vole), 3722 nucleotides. It is a transcript of the gene Polrmt, whose product is annotated as RNA polymerase mitochondrial. The record is from RefSeq and is a predicted model, not a curated record. Lineage: Eukaryota; Metazoa; Chordata; Mammalia; Rodentia; Cricetidae. Gene Ontology annotation, biological process: mitochondrial transcription. Gene Ontology annotation, cellular component: mitochondrial DNA-directed RNA polymerase complex. Gene Ontology annotation, molecular function: DNA-directed RNA polymerase activity; protein binding; mitochondrial promoter sequence-specific DNA binding. The transcript is spliced from 21 exons. Bases 36 to 3665 code for a protein of 1209 amino acids.
UUGCGCGCGCGUGCGUAUUGCGGACAGCGGGCGGCAUGUCUGCGCUACGCUGGACCCGGGGCGCCGCAGGGCUCGGCCGGGCGUUGAGCUCUUCUGGGCGCCGCCGCCCGACCUCGGAGGAAGGGACCCUCAGUGGCCUCUGCAGCUCCAGACGGAGCUCUGCCGCCAGUCCCCGUGAGCAAGAUGCCCAGAAGGAGUGGGGCCAUGCUGAGCUGCUGGAGGUGCUGGAGGCUCGGGUGCAGCAGCUGCAGGCGGAGAGCAUGUCCCAGGUGAUGGUGAAGAAGGGGCCAAUGGACCGGUCCCUGAAGGGCCGCAGCGGCCGCUGGGCCCAAAAGCUGGAGGCCGAGAAACAGGUGAAGCAGAAGCGCCAGGAGAGAUUUCUUGACCAACAGAAGCAAAGCCACACACUGCUCACGGAGCCCCGGAUCUGGAGCAAGAAGCUGGCCAGCUGCCUGCAGCAGAGCAAGAAGGGGGCACCCAAGAGCUCAGAGGAGGAGGAGCAGCAGCUGACCUGGGCCCUGCAGGCUGCCAUGCUGAAGCUGAGUUCCUGCACCCCAGGCAGGACGCAGGCCAAGGUGGUGGAGGCAAACUUGUUGCUGCUCCAGCAGAAAUUUCUGACUUUCUUUGAGUGCUGCGCCUGCACUGACAACAUGCCCCUUGCCCACCACGUGCUGGUCACUCAGCACAGCAAGUGUGACAGGCAGCAGCUGCUUACGCUGGACAUGUAUAACACCGUAUUGCUCGGCUGGGCCCGAAAGGGCUCCUUCAAGGAGAUGGUAUACGUGUUCAUCAUGCUGAAGGAUGCUGGCCUUUCCCCCGACCUGUGGUCCUAUGCUGCCGCACUCCAGUGCAUGGGACGCAGGGACCAGGAUGUCCACACCAUCCAGAAGUGUCUGAAGCAGAUGAAGGAAAAUGGCUUUCAGCCUCAGCAGCUCUUCACUGACCUGGCCCUGGCAGGAGAGGAGCAGGCCGCGCUGCUGAGAGCAGUAGUCAAGGCUGAGCCUGCCUUCAGUCCACCACCACAGGCACCAAGUCCAGUCAACACGUCCACACUGCUCAGGGAGAUCUAUGCCAAGAAUGGUCCCAAGUCCUACCCGAAAUUGCACCUGCCCCUGGAGACCCUGCAGGACCUUUUUUCCCAGCAGCUCCGUGUGGAGCUGAGUGCCAACGUCAGUGUCCAGUCGGUGGAGAAGGCCCCAGAAAUGACCAAGGAGGUCAUUGAGGCGCGGAAGACACUGAAGACGCUGCAAGGGCAGUGGGAAGUGGAGCUGCUACGAGUCCUGCAGCAGACCAAGGCCACCAUGGCCUGCCAGGCACAGGAAGGCCAGCCCACCCUCUACCCGUUCCUGUGCCUGCUCAGUGAAGGAGAGUUUGUCAACAUGCUGCUGCAGGUUCUGCGGGUUCUGCCGUCACAGGGCGAGCCCCUACUCCACCUGGCUCAUGACCUGGGCCUUCGGGUCUUAAAUAGGCAUUUGGUGAAGCAGAAGCAGGUUACCAACCACGUGGAGAAGCUGGGACAGCGAUACUCGCAGUACCUCCGGCUGCUGGCUUCCAACACGCAGGUGGAGGCGCCCUUCCUUCCUCGGGAGUACUGGGAGUUGCUGGGCCCACCGGAGACCCCGCCACAGCAGCCCUGGUCCGUGCCGGUGCUGCUGCAGCUGGGAAAGCAGCUGGCCGAGUUGCUGGUGCAGGCCGUGCAGAUGCCACGCAGCCUGGCUGCCCCGCAGGGCUCGUGCCGCCUCAUCCCGGUGCUCUACCACGUGUACUCCUUCCGAAGCUACCGCCAGGUCGGCAUCCUCAAGCCUCACCCUGCCUUCACGCAGCUGCUAGAGAUGGCAGCGGAACCCACACUAACCUUCGAGACCACAGAAGUGCCUAUGCUGUGCCCACCGUUGCCCUGGACGUCACCGCACGCCGGGGCCUACCUUCUGAGCUCUACCAAACUGAUGCGUGCCAUGGAGGGCACCACGCAGCACCAGCAUCUCCUGGAGCGCUGCGCUCCAGCCCAACUGCAUGGUGCCCUGGACGCGCUCACGCAGCUGGGGAACUGCGCCUGGCGUGUCAACAGGCGCCUGCUAGACUUGGUGCUGCAGGUCUUCAGGGACAAGGGCUGUAUGCGCCUGGGUGUUCCUCCUCCACGCUCAGAGGCGCCGCAGCCAGCCCGGCAGCACCUGCCACCCGGCUCCUCACCUGUGCACAAGGCGGAGCUGCGGAAGGAGCUGGCGCGCUGCCUCAAAGCUGCUCGGGAGAUGCACAGCCUGCGCAGCGAAGCCCUGUAUCGGCUGUCGCUGGCACAGCACCUGCGCGACCGUGUCUUCUGGCUGCCACACAACAUGGACUUCCGCGGCCGCACCUACCCCUGCCCACCGCACUUCAACCACCUGGGCAGCGAUUUGGCACGUGCGCUGUUGGAGUUUGCCGAAGGCCGGCCGCUGGGGCUGCAUGGCCUUGACUGGCUCAAAAUCCACCUGGUCAACCUGACUGGCCUCAAGAAGCGUGACUCUCUGAGCAUGCGCCUGACUUUCGCAGACCAGAUUAUGGAGGAGAUCUUGGAUUCUGCAGACAACCCCAUGACGGGCCGGAAAUGGUGGAUGGAAGCUGAUGAGCCCUGGCAGACCCUGGCCUGCUGCAUGGAGAUAGCACAAGCAGUCAGGUCCCCAGACCCCACUGCCUAUAUCUCCCACCUGCCCGUUCACCAGCUCAUGAACACCCCUUGUGGCCAGGAUGGCUCCUGCAAUGGUUUGCAGCAUUACGCUGCACUGGGCCGGGACAGCGCUGGUGCAGCCUCUGUCAACCUAACGCCCUCGGACCUGCCCCAAGAUGUGUACAGGGAGGUGGCAACACAGGUGGAGGAGUUCCGCCAGCAGGACGCCAAGGAGGGCCUGCAGGUGGCCCAGGUGCUGAAGGGCUUCAUCACCCGUAAGGUGGUGAAGCAGACCGUGAUGACCGUGGUGUAUGGGGUUACGCGCUAUGGUGGGCGCCUGCAGAUAGAGAAGCGUCUGCGCGAACUCAGAGACUUCCCCCAGGAGUUUGUCUGGGAAGCUUCACACUACCUCGUGCGCUUGGUCUUCAAAAGCCUACAGGAGAUGUUCUCCAGCACCCGGGCCAUACAGCACUGGCUGACUGAGAGCGCCAACCUCAUCUCUCACGCGGGCUGGCCUGUGGAGUGGGUCACACCCCUGGGUAUCCCCAUCAUACAGCCCUAUCACCGUGAGGCCAAGGUCCAGGUGAAAGGCGGCAUCCAGAGCAUCACCUUUACCAGCUCGAUGAACAUCAGUCAGAAGCCCAACACUCUGAAGCAGAAGAAUGGCUUCCCACCCAACUUCAUCCACUCCCUGGACUCCUCCCACAUGAUGCUGACCGCCCUGCACUGCUACAGGAGGGGCCUGACCUUCGUCUCUGUGCACGACUGCUUCUGGACGCAUGCCGCUGACAUCCCGGUGAUGAACGAGGUAUGUCGCGAGCAGUUUGUGCGCCUACAUAGCCAGCCAAUCCUGGAGGACCUAGCUAAGUUCCUGGAGAAGCGGUUCUGCUCUGCCUACAGGUCCCUGAAGCCAUCGGAACUUGCCCUGGUCACCAAGCUGCAGGAGACACUACGGUCCCUGCCAGAGACAGGUAACUUCGAUCUGGGGCAGGUGAUGAGGUCCACCUACUUCUUCAGCUGACCCACCCCGUACUGUCCCUAGACUUGUGCAUAGUGUAAAUAAAUAUUUGAGUCUGUG